This is a messenger RNA of Lactuca sativa (garden lettuce), 1573 nucleotides long. RefSeq names its product protein ALP1-like. NCBI's taxonomy places the organism in Eukaryota, Viridiplantae, Streptophyta, Magnoliopsida, Asterales, Asteraceae. The record is from RefSeq and is a predicted model, not a curated record.
AAGCGACACCAACCCAAACCCCGAUAAUGUAUGUAGAAGUAGUAGUAUUUUGGCAUUUUAGAUUCUCAAUCAUCUCUUCGUCUAUUUGCCAAGUAUAUAUCGCGAAACCCUUUUCUUUGCAUGCUUCAAUCACCCCAAAACAACACACAUACACCAAGAACACGCAUUAAAACCACCUCUGCCCACAGGAUUGUAACAUUAGUGGGUUUUUUCAAUUGAAUCCUCUGCUCGCUGAUGGGUCCAAUAAGAGGAAACAAGAAGAAAAGGAAAAUAGAGUUGAAAGUCGAUAUUGAAAAUGUUUUCGCUUCUGGGUCUUCUGAAGAGGGCUCUUUUGAUUGGUGGGACGAGUUCUCCAAGCGGAUUGCUGGUUCAUUAUCUCCAUCAAAAGGUCUGGAUCAAUUUGAGACAGUUUUCAAGGUUUCAAGAAAGACAUUCAACUACAUAUGCUCACUAGUAACCGAACCAAUGAUGACAAAAUCAUCAAACUUUAUUUUCUUAAAUGGGAAAUCAAUGUCCAUUAAAGAUCAAGUGGGUUUAGCUUUAAGAAGGCUGAGCUCCGGCGACUCUUUGAUCGGAGUAGCCAACUUCUUUGGUACAAACCACUCCACAGUCUCUCAGGUGACCUGGCGGUUUGUGGAGGCGAUUGAAGAACACGGGCUCCACCACCUCCAAUGGCCUUCUAAAGAAGAGGAAAUGGCAAAAAUUAAAUCAAAAUUUGAAAAUAUUAGAGGCCUUCCAAAUUGUUGUGGAGCAAUUGAUUCCACUCAUAUUAUGAUGUUGCUCUCUGCUUCUGAACGAUCCAUUGAUGUUUGGCUUGAUCGUAAGGACAAUCACAGUAUGAUUUUGCAGGCGAUCGUGGACCCCGAUAUGAGGUUCCGUGACAUAGUCACAGGAUGGCCCGGAAAAAUGGACGAUGCAUCUGUACUCCAAAAGUCAACUUUCUUUGAAUUAGCAGAAAAACACGAAAGACUAAACGGACCAAAACUAAAACUUUCAGAAAAAACCCAACUCCAAGAAUACAUAGUUGGAGACUCGGCUUUUCCUCUACUCCCAUGGCUAAUAACACCUUACCAAGGUCGAGAUCUUCCGGAAACAAAAUCAGAAUUCAACAAACGACACUUUGCAACAAGAUUGGUGGCUCAGAGAGCAUUGGCCCGCCUUAAAGACAUGUGGAAGAUGAUUCAAGGAGUGAUGUGGCGACCCGAUAAACAUCGGUUACCUAGAGUUGUUCUUGCAUGUUGUAUCCUUCAUAAUAUUGUGAUUGACAUGGAAGAUGAUGUGUUGGAUGAGUUGACUUUGAAUGUGACACAUCAGCAUGACUUGGGGUAUCGGCCUGAGGUUUGUGAAGUGGCGGAUAACAACGCGUCGCUUUCGAGAGAGAAGUUGGCGCUUUAUUUGUCCGGGAGAUUGCCAGCUUGAGCCUUGAUUCAUGUAUCGGGUGUUUGAUUCAUGAAUUUGUAUAUUAUAUAGUAGAAUGCUUGAAGUUUAAGAGGGAUUUUUUUCAUAUAUACAUAAAACGUUUUUGCAUUUUACGAAUUGUGUUCUUGCUUAGAAGUUAUAAGUUUAAAUCUUA